Malurus melanocephalus (red-backed fairy wren) is the source of this 1730-nucleotide messenger RNA. It is a transcript of the gene S1PR4, whose product is annotated as sphingosine-1-phosphate receptor 4. Gene Ontology annotation, molecular function: sphingosine-1-phosphate receptor activity. The coding region runs from base 24 to 1241 and encodes 405 amino acids. Gene Ontology annotation, biological process: G protein-coupled receptor signaling pathway. Lineage: Eukaryota; Metazoa; Chordata; Aves; Passeriformes; Maluridae. The record is from RefSeq and is a predicted model, not a curated record. Gene Ontology annotation, cellular component: membrane. The transcript has a single exon.
CAUCCCUGACCCAUCCUUGGAAGAUGGAUGCUCCAGUGCUGGUGAAUCUSUCCCUCCUCCUCCCUCCGGACUCCGCUCAGCACCCCGAGCUCAGGCUCGACCUGCUGGGCACCAAAGCUUCCUGCCUGCAUCUGGCAGCCACCAAGAACAUCAACAUCAUCCUGCAGCACUACAACUUCUCCGGCAAGCUCAGCCGCCGGCAGUCGGGCGACGAGGGCAUGGGGCUGGUCCGCACGGCCUUYGCGGCGCUCAGCGGGGCCAUCAUCCUGGAGAACCUGCUGGUGCUGCUGGCCGUGCUGCGCUGCCUGCGGGCRCGCCGCUGGGUCUACUCGUGCAUCGCCAGCAUCACCGUCAGUGAUCUGCUGGCUGGCGUCGCCUACCUGUCCAACCUSUGCCUGUCGGGCAGCAGGACCUUCCAGCUGUCCCCCCAGCUCUGGUUCCUGCGCGAGGGAAUCCUCUUCAUCGCCCUGGCCGCCUCCACUUUCAGCCUGCUGGUGACRGCCAUCGAGCGCUACAGCGCCAUGGUGAGACCCAUCGCGGAGAACGAGGCCAGCAAAACCCUGCGCCUGCGGGGUCUCAUCGUGUCCUGCUGGCUGCUGGCUUUGGUCAUCGGGCUACUGCCACUGCUGGGCUGGAACUGCCUCUGUGACUUCCAGGCUUGCUCGGUGCUGCUGCCGCUCUACUCCAAGGAUUACAUCCUUUUCUCCGUGGUCAUGUUCAGCAUCAUCCUCCUGGGCAUCAUCGGCCUCUACAUCUCCAUCUUCCACCUGGUGCAGGCCAGCUCCCAGCACAGCAGCUCUCGGCACGGCCGCAGGCGUUCUCUGCGCCUGCUCAAGACGGUGCUGAUGAUCCUGGGGGCCUUCAUCAUCUGCUGGAGCCCCCUCUUCGUCCUGCUGCUCUUGGAUGUGUUUUGUGACACGGGCACCUGCGCCCACCUGCACAGCCUGGACUGGACGCUGGCCCUGGCGCUGCUCAACUCGGGGGUCAAUCCCGUCAUUUAUUCCCUGCGGAGCGUGGAGGUUCGCCGCGCCGUGGGCAGCCUGCUGUGCUGCUGCUGCCUCAGGCUGGGGCUCUGCAGGCCGGGCAGCUGCCUGGUCAUCUCGGACAUCAACUCGGGCUCCUCCACCGAGAGCUCCCUGCGCUGCCGGGACAGCUUCCGCGGCUCCGUGGCGUGGAACGCUCGGCCCAGGGCGCCUCUGUCCAGCAACUCCAGCAUGAUGAGCAACGUCCCCAGCCUGUGAGAGGAUGUGGGGAUGGACAGACAGCCCCCCAGGACAUCAGACAGCUCCCCAGGACAUCAUGCUGCCGGUCCUGGCCUGGCAGAACUGUAGCAGUUCAGGCUGAGCAGGGGCAGCCCCACCCCAGAUUUAACUGGGGCCAGGGUUCCCAGUCCCUGCAGUGUGGGUUCAGCAUCGGGACAGGCACAUUUUGGGACUGAUGCUCUGCUGGGAGAGCUGCAGUGCUGAGGUGAUGUGUGUGGGCUCUGGGUGUGCACACAGGUGCUGCACCUGCCCCCCUGAGGGUGUUUGGGCACAGGGCACAAUGACAAACAGGGUGGCUUUCCCCACCCAGGUGACCCUCCCACCUCUUUGGGAUCCUUUUGGACCUUCUGUGAUGGGCUCAGCUGCUGGGAAGAAACGCAGGCUUGAUGUCUAACCCAGCCUGAGGAUGUGACUGCAGACACAGCCCUGGUUCUCCCCAGGGCACAGAGGCUGGCACUGAGCCAGCAA